AUGUCGACUCCAAAUGAUAUCGACUCCAUGGCGGGUGAAAAAUCCCGUCCUCUCGGCGAGGGUAAACAAGCGGCCCGCAAAGAACAGUCCAUGACCCUGUGGCAGGCCAUUCGCCUCUACCCCAAGGCUGUCGGCUGGUCGGUCCUCCUCUCCUCAACCCUGAUCAUGGAAGGCUACGAUCUAGCCCUUCUCGGUUCCAUGUAUGCGUCUCCAGCGUUCAAUCAGAAAUUCGGUGUUCAAUCAGCAUCCGGAAAAUGGACGGUGCCGGCUUCCUGGCAGUCGGCGCUGUCGAAUGGAGCCAGAGCCGGCGAGGUCAUCGGUUUGUUGAUAAACGGUCUUAUUUCCGAGCGUCUGGGAUAUCGCUGGACGAUGAUUGCCGCGCUUGCUGCCACGAACGCCGUCAUUUUUAUCUUUUUCUUUGCUGUUAAUGUGAAGAUGCUGCUCGCCGCCGAAAUCCUGGCCGGUAUUCCCUGGGGUAUCUUCCAGACUCUGCCCGCCUCCUACGCCUCCGAAGUGUGUCCCGUCGUCCUACGUCCGUAUCUGACAACAUUUAUCAAUAUGUGCUGGGUCAUCGGUCAGUUCGUGGCCGUGGGAGUCAACCGCGGAUCCAUCCAGCGCGGAGAUCAGUGGGCUUAUCGGAUUCCCUUCGCGGUGCAAUGGGCCUGGCCGUUGCCCAUCAUGAUUGGGAUCCUCUUUGCACCCGAAUCCCCCUGGUGGCACGUCCGCCGCGGCAAUAUCCAAGGUGCCAAACGAGCCCUGCAGCGGCUCACCUCCUUGAGCGACCCAGAUUUUGAUCCCGACGAGACCAUUGCCAUGAUCCAACACACCAAUGAGCUGGAAAAGGCCUUGUCGAGCGGCACCAGAUACAGAGACUGCUUCAAGGGAACGAAUCUCCGUCGGACGGAGAUUGUCUGCCUUGUUUGGCUGGUUCAGACCCUCUGCGGACAGAACCUGAUGGGAUACUUUGCCUACUUCUGCGUUCAGGCAGGGCUGCCGACAGUGCACUCGUUCGACCUGUCUCUGGCACAAUACGGCCUUGGCUUUCUGGGUACCGUGGGAUCGUGGUUCCUCAUGACCUACUGCGGUCGCCGGACUCUGCACGUCGGCGGGUUGGCCAGUCUCUUCACCCUGCUGAUCAUCACCGGCAGUCUUUCCUUUGCCCCCGGGGAUAACAGUUCGGCCAAAUGGGCUAUCGGAGCCAUGCUGAUCAUCUUCACCUUUUGCUACGACUUUACCAUCGGUCCAGUGACAUAUUCGCUGGUGUCAGAACUGUCCUCCACGCGACUCAAAGCCAAGACGAUUGUCCUUGCGCGCGUGGGCUACAACGUCAGCAACAUCGUCGUCAACGUGUUGACCAACUACCAGCUCAAUUCGACUGCCUGGGACUGGGGUGCGCGCACUGCGUAUUUCUGGGCGGGAACCUGUCUGGCCGGCUUGAUCUGGUCGUACUUCCGACUCCCUGAGCCCAAGGGACGGACGUACGAGGAGCUGGAUCUGCUCUUCGAGCGUCGCGUAUCGGCUCGCAAGUUCAAGGAGACGAUCGUCGAUCCGUACGAGGGAGAAGAGCAGGUGGAAGUCCGAGAGGACCACCUUAAGGAGUAA
Molecule: messenger RNA, 1602 nt
Organism: Aspergillus clavatus NRRL 1
Lineage: Eukaryota; Fungi; Ascomycota; Eurotiomycetes; Eurotiales; Aspergillaceae
Product: putative MFS maltose permease
Exons: 1
Coding region: 1-1602 (533 amino acids)
Biological process (GO): carbohydrate transport; transmembrane transport
Cellular component (GO): membrane
Molecular function (GO): carbohydrate:proton symporter activity
Source: RefSeq, a predicted model, not a curated record